Molecule: messenger RNA, 618 nt
Organism: Hyalella azteca
Lineage: Eukaryota; Metazoa; Arthropoda; Malacostraca; Amphipoda; Hyalellidae
Gene: RpL28
Product: 60S ribosomal protein L28
Exons: 5
Coding region: 94-591 (165 amino acids)
Biological process (GO): translation
Cellular component (GO): cytosolic large ribosomal subunit; ribosome
Molecular function (GO): structural constituent of ribosome
Source: RefSeq, a predicted model, not a curated record
AACAAUGGCAACAUUUUCUUAGUGCGGAGAGGACGACGUAGGGUUGGUUGUGCCGUGUUUUCUUUGAUUUAGGCUCCACACAAAAAAUUCGAGAUGGUGCAGGUUACCCCUGAUGUCGCGUGGAGCAUCCUGCGCAAGAAUCACGCAUUUCUCAUGAAGCGUGAUCACUGCAAGCCUUUCUCUAAGGAACGCUACAAUCUCAAGAACAUCCACAGCAAGAAAUACAACGGCUUCAUUCCCAAAUCUGUAAUUGAUGUUGCUAGCACCAAGGGCAACCGCGGUAUUGUCAUCUCACACCGCAAGAAGGGGCAUCAGUUCCGUCCCGCCCUGAACUACUGCCGCGAGUCAAUUCGCACCAGCGACCGCCACAUCUUCCGUCACAUCAGGAUCCUGACCCGCGGCCUUAAAUGUCGACAGGAUUUGGAAAUGACUGCUCUGGCGCGCGCUUCGACGCUCCUGAGGGCCCAGCAAAGAAUUGCCAACAGGAAGCCAAUGCUGUACAAGCUGAAGGCUAAGAAAGUGAAGAAGGCCAAGAAAGAAAAGAAGGCGUCCAAGAAAGCUGCUGCUGCUGUAGCCGCCGCCACCAAGUAAUUCCUCAAUAAACCGAGGUUGUCAGUC